AUUCUGCACACGGAAACACCUGAUGAAACCAGCUAAAUUUUCUUUUUCUUUUUUUUUUUUCAAUCGAUAUGUUUUAAAAAAAAGGAAAAUUUUCUGACAAUGAGUGGAUGAGGAUAAGAGUCCCCCACUUGCUUUAAUUCAAUUCAUAAAUCCAUUUAUAUAUAUAAUUAACAACAAACAAACAAAUCCCCAAAUCGAAUCAACCCCCAUCCCUUCAUUCAUUCAUAUCUGCUUUUCUUUACGUUUGGUCAUUCGAUUUUUUCUUUGGGUUUUCCUUCUUUUUGAUCCUUUUGCUAUUUUGGGUGGUGAAAGAUUGAAGAAUUUUGAUCAUGUCGAUCGCGUUGGAACGGAUAGAAUCGGCGGGGUUCGGGCGGGUCAUGAACUGCGCUUGCGAUAGUUCUAAAUUCGAAUCGCCUCCGCCGGUUAAGGAAACGAAACGGUUGUUAUUGGCGGAGACGGCGGCGGUUGAAGAGGAGGAAGAUGAUUGGAGGGUUUCGUCGUCUACUACGACGUCGUCUUCGAUCGGGAGGAACAGUGAUGAGGUAUCCGGAAUAUCAUCGGACGGUGGUGAUUGCGAGGAAAAUGAAGUUCAAAGCUCUUAUAAUGGUCCUUUAGAUAUGAUGAAUUCCCUUGAACAGGUCUUGCCUAUGAGGAGAAGCAUCUCGAGUUUCUACAAUGGAAAAUCAAAGUCUUACACGAGUUUAGUCGAUGCAUCAUCAGCUUCAUCCAUUAAAGACAUAGCGAAACCUGAAAAUGCUUAUACUAGAAGAAGGAGAAAUUUAUUAGCAAUCAAUCAUAUAUGGGAUAAAAACAGGAGCAAAAAGUUCAUUAGACCAAUAAGUUCAAGUAAAAGCACAUUAGCACUUGCUGUUGCAAUGAGUGGUUCAGAGACUGAUAGUUUUUCAAGCGCUGGUGAGGAUUCUUCUUCAACUUCCAGUCCUAGGUUAUUACUACCUCCAUUACACCCACAAACGAAAAUGGUUUCUUUGUAUAAUAAUAGUAUUAGUAUUACCCCUUCUUCAUCACCGUCGAGUGGUGGCCGGAAUUUCUCUAACUGGCGGUCUUUUUCAUUGGCUGAUGUACGUGAAUAUAACUGACUGUUAUAGUUUUACAUGGAGUUUGAUAUACUUUUUAUGAUUGGCUCCUCCACAAGGUUUUUUUUGUUAGUCUGUAGUUUUCAUUUUUGAGAUCAUAUGAUGCUAAUGAAGUGUCGAUUUCAUUUUCCUAUCGGUAGCUUAGUUUUUUUGAAUCAAAACUUUGAUUUCUUGAAAUUGAUUUCCAAUGUGUUUGAUUUGUUAGCUAUAAAUCAAUUGAACUAGCUUUUCAUGAA
This is a messenger RNA of Gossypium arboreum, 1330 nucleotides long. RefSeq names its product protein OXIDATIVE STRESS 3 LIKE 1-like. The record is from RefSeq and is a predicted model, not a curated record. NCBI's taxonomy places the organism in Eukaryota, Viridiplantae, Streptophyta, Magnoliopsida, Malvales, Malvaceae. The transcript has 2 exons. The coding region runs from base 330 to 1097 and encodes 255 amino acids.